CAAAAAACGUUUUGUAUUUUUUAAACUGAAAAAUGGAUACAGGAUAAAAUAAGUAGCCACCCACUCAUUGUCUGAUUUCCCACCAGUCCUUGCUCUUAUUCUCAUAACUGACCAGCACAGCAUUAUUUAGUUUAACAUAACAGUUUAUUUAUAAACAGGCACAUUUCUAGCCAUGUCACUGCGUCUUACCCUGGGGCCAUACCCUUGCUAGAUGAAAAAGACACAGUGAUUAUGUAGCUAGUCCCUUGCGUUCGAAAGCUUCACUGUUGAAAGAAUCAUCAAAAGGCCGACUGCUCAAUUGGGUCAUGGCUCUCAGGAGCCGAGAGUUCAAAAAUCCCUGUCCAGAAUCGACAAGUUUGUCACUGAAUCUGUGAGAAAGGGACUGUCACAAGCCAUUAAACCCUAUGAAAGGCCCAGUGCACCAGCGAUGGGUUCAGGUCCCCACUGCCUGGUUAAUCUGAAUUUUCCUGCCUUUGUUCUUGCUUCUUCAUGGACAAUGAGCUGAUUACAAGGCUGAGCAGCUGCGGCGAGGGAAGUAGAGAGGGAAAAGCGAGGGCAUGGAGAGGGGGAGCAGACAGGGAGAAGAAGGGCAGAUAGACAUGUGACAGCAUGUAUGGCUCAAGCAAGACCAAGGGUCAAGUGACAGACACUAAUCGAAGACUACAAGAUGCUGGGAGGGAGGUGACAGCGCAGACACAGGAGGUGAUUUGCUGUCGAAUCCAACAGAGGAACAUGGCCACUACUGUUGAGAAGCUCCAGCUCUGUAUACCAGUACUAGAGAUGUACAGCAAACUGAAAGAGCAGCUGGAAACCAAAAGAUACUAUGCUGCACUAAAAACCAUGGAGCAGCUAGAGAAGGUCUACAUUCCCAGGGUCAGCAAAUACAGAUUCUGUCAAAUCAUGGCAGAAAAUCUACCCAGGCUGAGAGAAGAGAUCAAGGAGAUCUCUAUGUCAGACCUCAAGGACUUCCUGGAGAGCAUCAGAAAACACUCCGACAAGGUUGGAGAGGCUGCCAUGAGACAGGCACAGCAGCACAGGACCUUUAACAGUGCUAUAGCGAAGCAGGUCAGUUUGGGCCACUACACCAAGCCUGUGUACUCCCUCAAUGGACGAACACACACUCACAACGGCCUGAUGUUUGACGAGGAUAUAGGAGAUGAAGAUGACACAGAUGAAGAGGUUCUUACCGCUCAGGACCUGGUGGACUUCUCACCUGUCUACAGAUGUUUACACAUUUACACAGUGCUGGGUGACCGAGAAACAUUUGAGAACUACUACAGGAAACAGAGGAAAAAACAGGCCAGACUAGUGCUGCAGCCACAGGCUAAUAUGCAUGAGACUGUCGAGGGAUACAGGAGAUAUUUCAACCAGAUCGUAGGGUUCUUUGUUGUGGAGGACCAUAUCCUCCAUUCCACACAAGGGCUGGUGACCAGAGCUUUCACUGAUGAACUGUGGAACAUGGCCCUGUCGAAAAUCAUCGCUGUUCUCCGCACACAUUCUUCGUAUUGUGAUGACCCAGAUCUGGUGCUGGAGCUGAAGAACCUGAUAGUCAUCUUUGCUGACACACUACAGGAUUAUGGUUUCACCGUGAACCGCCUGUUUGACCUGCUUUUUGAGGUCAGAGACCAGUACAAUGAAACCUUGCUGAAGAAGUGGGCUCUAGUUUUCAGGGAGAUCUUUGAGUUGGAUAACUAUAGUCCGAUCCCAGUUGAGACAGAAGAGGAGUACAAACUGGUUGUCAGUCGCUUUCCCUUCCAUGAUGCAGAAAUAGAGAAGCAGGAAUUUCCAAAGAAGCUGCCGAUGUCCCAGUCUGUCCCUCAGAUCUACACACAGGUCAAAGAGUUAAUUUACGCCAGCCUCAAGUUCUCAGAGUCACUACACCGCAGUUCAACAGAGAUUGAUGACAUGUUGAGGAAAUCAACCAACUUGCUUCUGACGAGAACACUCAGCAGUUGUCUGCAAAACCUCAUUAAGAAGCCUCACACAGGACUGACAGAGCUGGUGCAAAUCAUCAUUAACACCACCCACCUGGAGCAGGCCUGCAGGUAUCUGGAGGAAUUCAUAACAAACAUCACCAAUGUCUCCCCUGAAACAGUACACACCACAAGACUCUACGGCUUAUCCACAUUCAAGGAUGCUCGUCAUGCUGCAGAGGGAGAAAUUUACACCAAACUCAACCAGAAGAUUGAUGAGUUUAUCCAGCUUGCAGACUAUGAAUGGGGCAUGGCUGAGUCAGAUGGUCGUGCCUCUGGAUACCUCAUGGACCUGAUCAACUUCCUGCGUUCCACCUUCCAAGUUUUCACACACCUCCCGAAUAACAACAAUGACCAUGCUUCAAUGUCGGGUAAAGUGGCACAGACAGCUUGUAUGUCAGCCUGUAAACAUCUGUCCACAUCACUGAUGCAAAUGCUGCUGGAUACAGAACUCAAACAGAUCAGUAUGGGAGCCAUUCAGCAAUUCAACCUGGAUGUCAUUCAGUGUGAAUUGUUUGCAAGUUCAGAGCCCGUCCCUGGUUUCCAAGGAGACACACUCCAGCUGGCCUUCAUCGACCUACGACAGCUCCUGGAUCUGUUCAUGGUGUGGGACUGGUCAACCUAUUUGGCAGAUUAUGGUCAGCCAACGUGCAAAUACCUGAGAGUGAAUCCAGCCACUGCCUUGGCUCUACUUGAGAAAGUCUACAGGGGGAUGAAGGACACCAGUAAGAAGAACAACAUUUUCUCUCAGUUCAGGAAGAAUGACAGAGACAAACAGAAGCUGAUAGAGACUGUGGUCAAACAGCUGAGGAGCCUGGUCAACGGCAUGUCCUCCUAAACACAUACACACAUACACACACACAGACGGGAGUGAUGUGGGUGUCGCACAGAGAUAGAAUGAAUAAAACAUGCAUGCAGCCACACACACACACACACACACGCACACAUUGAGCUGCCAAGACGCAGAAGGAUACCGAUAACACAAUAUGACAGUAACCUGCAGAUGAACCACAAAAUGAGUUCACACAUACACACAACGAGACACACAAGGUGUGUAGAGACAGAGCGAACACACACACACACACACCUCGUAACAGCACAGCAAUACACACAUUGUACAAGGCAUGCAGGGAACUGUUUCCAAGCAAAUACAGUAGACACACGAUCUGUAUGAUGAAGUCAUAUCCUCUUACUGUUAUAGCAGACUGAAUAUUUAAUGUAAAUAAUACACACACACACACACACACACACACACACACACACACCCUUAACAAUUUAUUGGACUGAACAGUAAACAUGUUUGUCAAGUAUUUUUAAUGGCUAUGAUGAGACAAACUAUGUUGUACGUUUGUGAUGAUUGUAGCUGCAGAUAGAGACUGGUUCAGCACAGGACGUGGCACUUAGACGUUCUGGCAGAGUAAGAGUUAAGGUCAACACUUAACUGCCCCUCACCUGAAUGGGAAGACCCAUCUCCCACUGUCCUGUCAGAAAACUCUUUACUCAAAUUUGUGCUGUAAAUGAAGUUACAGCACCUUCUGUCCAAAGUUAAGCUAAAUGUCCCAAUACUUCAAGUCAUGUUAGUGUGCGUGCGUGUGUGUGUGUGUGUGUGUGUGAGAGAGAUGCUGAAGUCCAACUGUUGACUGAUGGAAGAGCAAAAGAGUGGAUGAUGACGUCUUGAAAGACUGAUGUUCAUGAAAAAGCGUGAAGUUUUGUUCUACCCUUGGGUAGCUUUGCUUUAAUGUUGGUUCUCUUUUCCCGUUUGUGUUUCUUUUCCUUCGCCGUAUAUUUAACCCUCGAGCCCUUAGACAGUGUCUCACAGAGACUGAGCGUGGAUGAAGUCACGAUGAGUCAGUGACGCUCAGAUUGUGGUUGGAACCUCCACAUGUUCACUGCAUGUGAGAAUGUCAACUAUAUCUUCCAAUGUUUGUGGACAGGUUGGAUAAUAUAACAUGUAGUGGGAUGCAUAACAAUACCACACAAACUAAUGCAGGCGUAUCAUUGCAGGUUGUUGCACUCGAUUUUAACAGGUGGACACAUCUGGGUUUAUACAGCAGAAACUACAAUGAUAUUAGAUUUCGGGUUUGCACGUGAUGUCAUCAUGAGGAAUUUGCCUUGAUUAGAAUUAAUCAAUUUUUGAUCUUUAUUACACACCAGUAGGGAACAUACACAAACCAGGUGCAGGAGCAGUGGGCAGCACUUACAGUAUCUGCGCCCAGGGAGCAUUGGGGAUUUGAAUGCCAGGAUUUGAACUGCAAACCCUCUGGGUACAAGACAAGUCCAAUUCCUUUCCUCAUCGCCACAGGCCGAGCACAGGAUAUUGAUGUACAGUGGGCGCCAAACGUCUCCUGGGGUGUUCUCUGACUUUUGGAGCACACUUACGUAAGAGCAAACAGAGCAGCGAGGCCUUAGCCUUAUCAUUAAUUUCCAUCUGACAGCACACAGCUGCUAUUAUUGACCUGAACUGUGCAAAAAAUUUGUAGUCCACCACUAGAUUUGUUGUUUUAGCAACGUGGAAUGACCAAAAGUGAUGACCAAGCAUUUUUUCAUAAGAAAGAAAAACUGUGUCACAUAUUUAGUGUGACCUAUCCUCUAACUUGAACAAUAACAUGACCCAGGUGUCCUUAAACCUGAAGUGGAACCUUAAUUAAUGUUACUGGUAAAAAAACCAAAAAACACCUCUAUCUGAUUGAAGGUUCAGUCACGUCAUUCCACACCAAAUACCAAUGAUCACAGAAUUUGACCGGCAUAAAAACAACAACAGUACAAUAUAAUGUAUAUAAUGACGGGUGUUUAGGAGUCAGGCACCUUGUAAUCAUAAGUGAAUUUAAAGGCUUCACAGAUAAUAAAGAAAUAAUAAUACAGUAUUCUUACAGUAAUACCAUGUUAUUUCCAAAGUAUUAUCAAGGUCUUAGCCUGGUCUUUAUGCUGACUGCUGUUUGGCACAAAGCUAAAGUAGAUACCAUACAGCAGCUUCUCAUCAGGACACUGAAGUGACAUAAAACAAGGCAGCCCUAGUUUUAAGCAGCUUCUCCAGCGUCUGCGAUCGCCUUCUGAAACCGGAGUGUCCGGCUCCAAAAGUUGGACUGCACGUGUGAAACCGCAGCAGCCACGAGCGUUCACACCCACUCCAGUGUAAACAAAGUUACACCUGCUGUUUUUGCGUCUGUCCUGGAUUUCUGUGUACCGGCGAACAGCCAGAUAUACUGCUGCUGCGCAUGUAAACAUGACGAGUGGACAAGUAUUUCUCACAGUAGCAGACGUGUUCACACCUGCAGUUUGGAGCAUGCGACCCUCACAUAGUGCAGGGAAUGUAGUCCACACAGACACUCGAUGACAUGUAAAAUAUGACUCUAACCUACCUUAUUCCUGUCCUCUCACAUACUAUUGACAUUAGGCGUAAUCUUAUACAGUAGUCCUGUUUUUGUCGAUAUUAAUUCUACAGCUUCAGCUUCAUCAAAAAAUGUCAAAUGUGAUCACACGUUAGUGGACAGGUCAAUGGUGAGGCUGCUUUCCCGUGCAUGACGACAUCACUGCAAACCCUCGUCCUCCCUCUGUAAUCGACUGAAGGACCUGUUUGUGUGACGUUAACUGCAGUCCACCCAACGUUGAUUCACACUUACUUAACAGCAGAUUAUUUUCUUUUUGUUCCUCAGGGGAAAAAAAACAAAACAAAACAAGAAGCUUUAGAAUUAUAUAACCCACAUCCACAAAGCACAGCAAUAAUAAUUGGUUCCAUUACAGCCUCACAGGCUUGUCAGUUCUAUUCUUAAAACGUGCACAGGGACUCCUGUUGAAAACAUUUUAUAAUGAGACUGUUUCUUUUCUGUUUAUGUUUUUGCGUCUUUGCUCUAUUUUAGGAGGCAUUUUUGCACUGAAGCUUCUGAAGAUAUGUUCUUUUUUUUUGUUGCCCUUUUUCAAGUGUUGCUUGUAAAUGCCACUGUACAUACUGCAUAUUUUGUAAAGAAAAUAUCACAGCAGUUUUCCUGCUACCGACUGAACUGGAGGUGUGAUCGUGUGAUGUGCGCCUCCGUCGACACCUGAAGUAAAUAUGUAAUUAGCAAGAGUCUGAGAUUUGCGUUUGUUGCGUACUUGGUGAACACAGUCGAGUGCAGUGUGAGGAGCUCAGUGACUCGUGCUGGUACCUUCUCUCCACUCAUUCACAUGGGUAAGAUACUGUACAACCAUGACUCGUUAUGUUCUAACAGAAGUACACAACUGUCGAGUUCUCCCGGUUAGAGAACUGUGAUGUUCCCGCAGGUGCUUCUAUCCACUGUACCAUAAAUUCUCAAAAUUUAGAAGAAUUCAUGGCCAAGUAGAACUCGUCCAAACAAAUACUGUAUAACUGUAAUACCUUUUACUCCGCUUAAUAUACAGUGUAUGUGUAGUUCCCUCAUAACAACAGUCAUGUCAUACUCACCAUUCUGUUCAUAAGCUUCUGUAAUGGCAACUGGAGAUGGCUGCUUAUGCAUAUACUUGAGAAUUUCCGACUAGGAUAUCAGUGCAAUAUAGUCUUUUAUUUCUUUUAAACAACUUUACUCUUAAUAUGCCAUGUUUGCUGAAUCGUUUACCAUCCAUUUCAAAAACAUAAUGCACUGUGUGACAGACCGCAUGUCGCUUGUGUUUAUUUAGGAUUUACAGAUUUUAACCUUUUUUUUUUGUUUUUCUUUUUCUUUUUAUGAUAUCAGAUCCAGUGAUUUGGAAUGCUGUGUGUAUGCAGGCAGGUGUUGAAAACAGAAUGUGCAGCAGAGUGAGUGAGUGUGGCAAAACUCUUGUAUUGCCGGAAUGUACAUUAAACUGAUCGCACACAAUAAAAACACCCCGUCUCCUAGAAAUAGUAUCUGCUGCUGUUUACCAGAGGGCAGAACUAAGACCUGCAGACCUCGAGUGUGGAAACUAUUGAAUGUGAAACCAAACUCAACCAAAAAAAAAAGAAUAAUUUAACAGAAAAUAAUCUGGUAUUUAACUGGAUACAUACAUUACACUCCUUGACAGAAUGUCCUUGUUAUGUUAACAGAAGUAUGGUCUACAUUACAUUACAUGUCGUUCUCCACAGUUUAGGGGAAAAAGUAAUAUUAUUUAAUGUAUACUGUUUAAAAGAAUAAUAAUAUAUAUUGUGUCACAUAAUCUCAUGCUCUCUUAAUUUGAGCCUUUUCUAGUAUAAUGGCACAAACCAAGAUUUAAAAGAAGAAUCAACUUUUCACACGACAUGAGACAGUUGUUCUUGCCUCCCACAGACGUGGAGAGAGGGUACCUGUGGACAGCUUUACCUAUGUAGACGUUCUCAGUUAGAAACGCCCCCGACUGAGAUGUUGUUUUCUUACAUUUGUUGUUUUUAUUUUGUGUGCUGUAAUAAAAAUGUAAUCAGCA
Messenger RNA from Solea senegalensis (Senegalese sole), 7340 nucleotides. It is a transcript of the gene exoc6, whose product is annotated as exocyst complex component 6. Gene Ontology annotation, biological process: Golgi to plasma membrane transport; intracellular protein transport; exocytosis. The transcript has 24 exons. Bases 610 to 2811 code for a protein of 733 amino acids. Gene Ontology annotation, cellular component: exocyst; membrane. NCBI's taxonomy places the organism in Eukaryota, Metazoa, Chordata, Actinopteri, Pleuronectiformes, Soleidae. The record is from RefSeq and is a predicted model, not a curated record.